Molecule: messenger RNA, 1995 nt
Organism: Hippocampus comes (tiger tail seahorse)
Lineage: Eukaryota; Metazoa; Chordata; Actinopteri; Syngnathiformes; Syngnathidae
Gene: c2cd4a
Product: C2 calcium dependent domain containing 4A
Exons: 3
Coding region: 527-1867 (446 amino acids)
Source: RefSeq, a predicted model, not a curated record
CACAUUUCUUGUGCAGGGCAGCGAGGAUGCUGAGCUGAGGGGCUGCAAGCACCGUUUUGCCUCAACCAAUGCGAGGACUGACUCCACUUGCAAAUGCGACGAGAAAACAAGUAGGUCACUCAUAUAUUCAACUGAGCAGUCGGUGUCAAAAGCGGCCAGUCCUUAAAUUCGGCGAAGAAACCCACUUGAGAGGCUUUGAGAUUCUAAUGUUAGAUCCAAAGCGAGAACAAGCGGUGAAGUGAGCCAUUCAAAUCCCGCUAAGCACGGGGAGAGGUCGUCCGCAGGCGAAGAGGAGGAGGAUGACAUGUUUCCAGUCCAAAUGUUACCGGACAAAAAGCACCGGACUUCCCCGAACCUUCCAAGGAAAAGAGUGAAGACCCAGAUGGUCAAACCCGCCGUCUGCUGCCUGAAAGAGACUCUCAGAUUUCUCACUGACCGUUUAUCUGGAGCUUUUGAUCAAAUUUGCCCAAGGAAAUCUGUAUCGUAAGAAUACAAGUUGUGGUGACUUUGAAGAACCAGCAAAUCUAUGUGGGUAGUGGAGAAGAUCCGCGUUUCGCUGGAGAGCCCCGCCCUGCCCAUGCCAUCAACAGAAUUCAGCUUCAAGAUCAGCGACAUCAUGUUUGGGGACAAAUCGGACAAACACAAAAAAAUGUCCCUGUUCCCCAAUGUCAUCACCCCUGACAACAUCCCGGAGUUCUGCAUCCCGCCCACCAUCCCGUCCCUGCAGGAGCUAAAAAACACGGACCACGGCCGAGCGGUUCGUGUUGCCAAAGCAAGCCACUGUGAGAAGGUUGAGGUGGAGGCGGUGCACCAUGAGGCCUUUAACCCGCACAUAAUCCAGGUGGAGAGCGUGGAUGAGGGCCCGUACGAUGGCUGUAGCGAUGAGGAGACAACAAACGCAGAUCCUCAAAGCCAAGCGGCCUUGUCCCUCCCCCACAUGGCCAAAGCUCAGACCUGCUACGGCUUUUGCACCUUGCUGGAGAGCCCGCACACCAGGAGGAAGGAGUCUCUCUUCCACUCCGAUCCGGGUUCCUCUCCUCUGCUGCUGCCCAGGAGCCGAUCCGCCACCUGUUCCAAAGUCACCUCGCCCCCUUUAUCCUCUCCUUCCUCCUUCAGCCUCAACAGUCUGUCCUCCCGACUUUCCCCGAGAGGACACAAUCUCAACUGGCAGGGAGUUCCGGACAGCGACACGACGUCCUCUACUGAGUCGUCUCCCUUCAGUUCGCCGCUUCUGACCAGAUGCCCCGCCAAGUCGUCCCUCUUCAAGGCACUGAGCCAUGAACUGCUGCUAUCGCGGAACAUAAGGAAGGCCAUGGUGUCCAGGAAUAAUUCGCUGUCCACAGAUGAAGGCAGCUCGACUGACAACAGUCCCAACGUGAUGAGGAGGGCAUCGGAGGGCUUAGGUGAGGGCCUCCCCGGCUGCUAUCGUCUGGCACCCCCGACUAUCUUCCCCAUGGAUUUGACCCUGCAUCGGGAGCGGGUGAUGAAAGAAAGAAUGGUGGCGAUAGGGAAGGACGGCAGCCUGAGACUCUCAGGGGAGUACUGCCCAGACAACCAGAGACUGAGGGUACGACUAAUCAGCGCCGAGGGCCUGUACCCUCUGUCCGUCGACUCCAAGAUCAUUAACUGCAGUGUCAGCAUCUCACUGGCUCCGGGGAAAGUUCAGAAGCAACGCAGCACUGUCAUCCGAAAGAGCCGCAAUCCCAUCUUCAACGAAGAUUUCUUUUUCGAUGGCAUCUCAGAGGAAGACCUCGGCGUGCGUUCUCUUCGCUUCAAAGUGGUCAAUAAAAUGUCCACCCUUAAAAGAGACUAUCUGCUGGGUAGCUGUGAUUUGCCUCUUAGGACCCUUGUCACCUUAAACCAUUAAUUAGUUCAUCCACAUUUGUUAUGAAGGUAUUAAAUUAUUUCUCUGCAUUUUUUGGGGGUAACUUGAGAUGAUUUUUUUUUUUUUCCUAAUGAAUAAAUUAUGGGAACCCUCAAUUGCUUGACAUUCAA